AUGAAUUAUAAUGAAUUGUGCUACGCAGGGGGAAAGUUUGAAUACCAUAGUCUUUUAGAAUAUCUGGAUGAAGAGAUUGAAUUGAUUGCCAAAGAAUUUCAAACAUCUUUGAAAUAUUCAGAACCACUUUAUCGUAAAGUUACAAAAUUGAUACUUAUAUUAUGUCCAGAAGAGAAGAUGAGAAUGAUAUUUGACAAGAGUUGUUAUACAAGAUUACAGUUAGAAGGACUUAUGAACAAGGAGAUGUUAAAAUACGUGGAGUUAGAUUUUAAUGUGAAUCCUAAAGUUGUUGCCAAAGCAUUAGUGAAGUCUACCGCUGAUCAUCCAAAUGUUUUUUGUUAUAAAGUUUUCCUCCUUUUGGCCAACAAGGGCAUUUUAGCUUAUCUUGCAAACUUUGAUGGUGACUAUUUGAAAGGAUUCAUUGACUUUAGAUGGUGCCUGCAGUUUAUCUACUAUAUUAAGCGACUGGAUCCACUAGAAGGUGAAAUUAAGAAUUUUUUGGAGGAUUGUGAGAGGAUGUUUGCCAUACUAUGUGCUAAAUGUCUAAUGAAGGAAAUUGAAGAAAAAGGUGAUAAACAGAUUACAUCUCAAUUAGAAAUUUUGAGAUUGGAUGAAGGUAGUAUUUUACAGAGUUUGUUGUUUACGGUGAUAGACUGUACGGAUCCUUCCAUGAUGACUACUGGUAAUUAUUUAGAUCGAUACAUUUUGAGUAUGUUCUUUGAAUCACUAGGUGAAAUUGAAAGAUUCAUAGCAAUUUUCAAAGGUAGUUUGGCAGAAUAUGAAUGUAUGCCCAAUGUUAAUGACCUGGCACUUAGAGUUCAAAGGGAGCAUUUGAACGAUACGAUAAGGCGGUACAUUUUAUCGAUGACCACCAAAUUAAAUGGUGAUCCAGCCAUUAUUCGCUGUAUACAUAAAAUUCUGGAAUGUUUGGUCUUAUAUGGUGGAGUUCACAUGGGAAUAAUACAAUUUUUCUAUUCACUGAAGAAAUACUAUCUGGGGGUUUUAUCAGCGGCUUCCGAACUUCCAUUUGAUAGUAAAUUGACUAAAGAAUGUGUCACUCUACUGGACAAGAUUUGCCAAGAGUGGGAUAAUGUGAAAACUAAAAGCAAUUCAAGAUUGAUUCAAUCGCCGCAGAUCUUACUGAAAUCCAUGUUUGGUGAAUUUGUUAUAGUAGAUGAGGUCUUUGAUGAAAAUCGACCACUAGAACAUCAUCAUGAUUUAUCGAUUAUGUUAAGCUCAAUGAAAUUAAAAGUUAAGCAUAAAUGGCUUGGUGAAGCUCAUACUUUUAAAGAAUAUUCAAAUUCCAUGUGGAAAAUUGGAAUGGAAUGGGUAGUCUUUUGGAAAGACUGUUACAUAGAUAAUCAUGAAGAAUUACCUUUGGAAAUGAUUCAAAUAUUUAAUGGCAUUUAA
Molecule: messenger RNA, 1410 nt
Organism: Zygosaccharomyces rouxii
Lineage: Eukaryota; Fungi; Ascomycota; Saccharomycetes; Saccharomycetales; Saccharomycetaceae
Gene: ADY4
Product: Ady4p
Exons: 2
Coding region: 1-1410 (469 amino acids)
Source: RefSeq, a predicted model, not a curated record